UUACCGAAGAGUCAGGAUGGGGGCAAUGGGAAAGAAGGCUAGCCUAUGUAUCUCAGUCUGGUGCAACAUCAGUAGUAAACGCGAGAUUAGCCCUGGGGAGACUGGCUGGAGACGCCGGUCUUGAAGGUUCUCUUUUUGUCAGCGUCGGCAAAAGAGCACGGAAAGAAGGCAUUUUCAACAUUGCGAAUAAUUCAUUUGCCCAGGCCGAGGCUGCAGUCGCCAAUAUCUCUGAUUUCGGCUCUUUGCGCAGUUCUCUGAUACUGGAAGUCGCUAAGCUCAAGCGUGACAUGGGAGAGACCAACCUGGCCUUACGAAUACUCGAGCCCGCGGAUGUGGGAGACCUGUUCGAUACCAAGAGCGACCAGCUACAAACGGAAGUCAUCCGCAGAGCGUCUCAGAUGCUGCAACCCUCGGGGAAGCUGCUAAACAACGGAAGGUUUGAUGCAAAUGGCCUACAAGAGAAACGACUCGUUGACUUUUUUGUUGAAUGUGCGCUGCAAUCGACGAGAUGGAUGAUGGAUGGUGGAUUAAAAGCAGGCGCAGAAAUAAUGUACCGAUUUCGAACGAUACAUCGGAUUGCACCUUCCUUUGAAAAGGCCCACUUUCUAUACGCCAAGUACCUCGAUUCUGUUCUAAAAUCUCGAAUUUCAGCGUUGCAAAGAAGACAAACAGGUCAACUGCCGGGGUUAGAUGAGGAUGACUUACGGAGUCGAACGAUUGGAGCCGACGAAGCUUGCCAGCGAAAUGUUCUACGAAUAAUGGAGCACUAUACACAGACAUUGUGUCUCAAUUCGAUACAUGUCUACAAUGCAUUACCACGAUUGCUCUCCCUUUGGUUCGAUUUUACGUCUAUACAAAGUAGUAUCGAGGACCGGGAAGUGCAAGGCAACUUGAAGCAGAAUCAGGAGGAAGCCAAUGUGUUUAUGGGUAAUCAUUUUAAAAAGAUUCCUGCGCAAGCCUUCUAUACUGCUCUUCCUCAGCUGGUAUCGCGUAUAGUUCAUGUAGAUUCUGACACAGCAUCCGUCGUUCGAGGUAUUUUGAAACGGGUUCUUACAAAGUUCCCGAAACAAGCCAUGUGGCCGCUCGCUUGGUUGCGACACUCAAAAGCUUUAGAAAGGAGAAAAGUAGGAGAUAGCAUAUUUCAGGAUGCCGAGAAGACGCUAGUGAAAGCUUCAAAUCAAACCCACUACAGAGUCUUGAUGGCGUCAAAGGGUCUCUUCAAAUUUUUCCAAGAACUUGCAAAGUACAAGAACUCGGAUCUAUCCACUCAAUCAAUAAAUGUCAAGCCCUGGAAAGGCGAAGUAGAUCUAACUGAAUUUAUUCCUCCCGUUCAAGCAGCGUUGUCAGCUUCACUGGACUCAUCUGAGAGCGCAUUUAUGAGCGAUCCGUUUCCUAGACAAGUUCCACGCAUGAGAUUGUUCUCACAGCGCGUUUCUGUGAUGAGCUCGAAGGCCCGUCCCAAGAAAUUGAAAGCCUAUGUUGUUGCAGCUGACUCUAGGCUGUCCUCAGCAUGUGCAAGUAAUGGAACGGAUCAAAAUCUACCCGACAUUGGUGAGAUUCAUUUUCUUGUCAAACAGGAGGCAAAAGGUGACCUUCGCAAGGACGCACGUGUUCAGGAGCUAAAUAAUGUUAUCAACCGGCUAAUGGCGAAUUCGAGGGACUCAAAAGGACAUACUACGCACAAUAGACGGCACGGACUAAGAACCUUUGCUGUCACUUGCUUAUCAGAAGACACAGGUCUGCUGGAAUGGGUGCCCAAUACGUCUUCACUUCGAAGUCUCGUAUCGGUAGCGUACAAUCCACAGGCAAACGCGUUCUCUUCUCGGCGACGUGGAUCCCGCCUAGUUGCAAUGAACGAUCCAGUUUUGCGAGGAAAUUUUGAGAAGAAAUGCCAAGCAAUGUAUUUCUCAGACGGAAACCUACGGAAAGCCGCUACUUUGUUUGAAGAACUCUGUCUCAGACAAUACCCUCCUUUACUCUAUUGGUGGUUUGUACAAACGUACUUGGAUCCGCAUUCCUGGUACGAAGCUCGAAUCAGAUUUACAUUGAGUGCUGCUGCUUGGUCGGCUGUCGGGCACGUGAUUGGUCUCGGAGAUCGACAUUCAGAGAACAUUCUGGUCGAUGCAUUGAACGGGGAAUGUGUCCAUGUGGACUUCGAUUGCAUUUUUGACAAAGGCCUACUGUUGCCUCGCCCAGAAGUUGUUCCGUUCCGUUUAACUGCAAAUAUGGUGGACGCCUUCGGGCCGACCGGGGUGGAUGGCGUCUUUCGGAGUGGAUUAAAAUCAGCCAUGACUACCCUUCGCGACAAUCGCGAUACACUACUGUCCGUCUUGGAGCCGUUUGUCAAGGAUCCCGUGAUUGAUUGGAAAAGAUACCGAUCACAUCAACGCAACGACGCGACACCGACACAGGAACGUCCCGUAAUGGAAAUGAAGCGAUCAAUUAACGUGAUUGAUGAGCGUUUGCAGGGCAUCUACAAUUUAGGAAAUCCAAACGCGAAAAAAAUCCGAAGGACAGAUGGGUUCAUCGAUCAGGAAGACGACAAAAUAACCCAAAUGUUACCUUUGUCUGUCGAAGGGCAAGUGCACAAAAUGAUUGCCGAAGCAACGAGUAGCGAAAACUUGGUUCAACUGUAUGUAGGAUGGAUGCCGUGGGUAUAGCUCUUUUGGCAGCAAUCAAAGACGAGAGAAAUCAGUUUUGCUUCACUUAAUCUACCUAGCCUAGAAGCACAGCAAAUUGUG
Messenger RNA from Phaeodactylum tricornutum CCAP 1055/1, 2741 nucleotides. RefSeq lists its product with no specific name. The transcript is spliced from 4 exons. The coding region runs from base 288 to 2660 and encodes 790 amino acids. Lineage: Eukaryota; Bacillariophyta; Bacillariophyceae; Surirellales; Neidiaceae. Gene Ontology annotation, cellular component: nucleus. The record is from RefSeq and is a predicted model, not a curated record. Gene Ontology annotation, biological process: protein phosphorylation; DNA damage checkpoint signaling; telomere maintenance. Gene Ontology annotation, molecular function: protein serine/threonine kinase activity; protein binding.